AUGGCUCCUCGAACAGUUGUUGUAAUCGGUGCUACCGGCCUACAGGGCGGCUCCGUGGUAUCGGAGCUCCUCCAACACCCCGACAUCUACAAAGUCCGGGCUAUCACACGUAACCCUACCAAGCCCGCAGCCCAAUCUCUCGCCGCGCGAGGCGCUGAGGUCCAACGCGCCGAUCUGGACGCCGGCGCUGAUGCCCUCGCGGCCGCCUUCUCCGGUGCGCACGCCAUAUAUGCCCUGACCGACUUCUGGCAAAAGCAAUCCGCCUCUGUCGAAAUUGUGCAAGGCAAGUCUAUCGCAGACGCUGCGGCCCGGAUCCCGACUAUCGAGCACUUUGUCUGGAGUGCGCUACCGGACCCAGAGAGGCUAUCUGGUGGCCGGUUUAUGAAGGUUAAUCACUGGAAGAGCAAGAGUCUGGUGGCUGAGUAUAUCCAACGUGAGAAGCCGGAAUUGUGGGCGAAGACCACGACCAUUCUUUUUCCGAAUUAUUUUGAGAAUUGCCUCACAUCUCCGGAGAGGUAUUUGCCUGUGCCGGAUGCGAAUGGGGUCUAUACUCUCUUGUUCCCACAUAGCCCGGACACGGUGAUGCCCAAUGUUGCUAUUGCUGACACAGGUAAACUCGUAUGGACUGUCCUCGAGGCUGGCCCGGAGUACUUUACCAAGACAAUCGCAUUCUAUUCCCAAGCCCUCUCGGAGGCGGAGAAGCUAGCUGCACUAGGCAAGAGAUACAACAUCUCAACAGAAUACCGUAAGAUCAGCGCCGAUGAGUUCCAGAAGAUCCUCGAAUCUCGGGACGGCAUGUCUGCGGAAAUGGCGGUGGACUUUGCAGAGCAAUUGUUGAUCUUCGAGGAAUUCGGGAACAUCUAUGCUCGGGAGGAGUUUGUUCAAGCCAGAGAGAUCCCGGGCUUGUCUCUCCAGAAAUGGCCCGAUUUCCUCCGUGAGAAUGAGCUUCCGGUGAAGAGGAAUUGA
Molecule: messenger RNA, 966 nt
Organism: Aspergillus glaucus CBS 516.65
Lineage: Eukaryota; Fungi; Ascomycota; Eurotiomycetes; Eurotiales; Aspergillaceae
Product: NmrA/HSCARG family protein
Exons: 4
Coding region: 1-966 (321 amino acids)
Source: RefSeq, a predicted model, not a curated record